GCCAGCUACAGGCCCAUCACGUUGCUCAACACCGACUACAAGCUCGCGGCGCGGGCGAUCGCCAGCCGGAUCGGGCCGCUGCUGAAUCAGGUGGUGGAUGCCACACAGACAGGCUUCCUGCCUAAGCGCUGGGCGGGGGACAACGUGCUG
Molecule: messenger RNA, 150 nt
Organism: Coccomyxa subellipsoidea C-169
Lineage: Eukaryota; Viridiplantae; Chlorophyta; Trebouxiophyceae; Coccomyxaceae
Product: polymerase-like protein
Exons: 1
Source: RefSeq, a predicted model, not a curated record